Grammomys surdaster is the source of this 6298-nucleotide messenger RNA. RefSeq names its product amyloid beta precursor protein binding protein 2 (gene Appbp2). The record is from RefSeq and is a predicted model, not a curated record. Gene Ontology annotation, biological process: intracellular protein transport. The transcript has 13 exons. The coding region runs from base 310 to 2067 and encodes 585 amino acids. Lineage: Eukaryota; Metazoa; Chordata; Mammalia; Rodentia; Muridae. Gene Ontology annotation, molecular function: protein binding.
CAUGCAGGGCUGAGCGCCUGGACGGAACUGAGCUCGCUCUCCUGUUGGGAAUGUGAGGCUCUUGGUUCAGUCGUACUCUGCGUUUGUCCCGAUCUUCCUGAUCUUCCGUGUCCGCCGCUGCCGCCGCCACCACCACCGCCAGCACCGUCUGCCCUCAGCUCGCGCGCGCACGCGGAGGCCGGGCACCCGGGUCCGAGAGGCGCGCGCCCGCGUGGUCGCCGCCCCUCGGAAGCCUCCGAAGCCGCACACGGGUUCGCUACGGAGGGAGGCGGAGGCCUGCGGGAGGAGGCGGAGGAGGAGCGAGGGAAGAUGGCGGCCGUGGAGCUCGAGUGGAUCCCGGAGACGCUCUACAACACCGCCAUCUCCGCUGUCGUGGACAACUACAUCCGCUCGCGCCGCGACAUCCGCUCCUUGCCGGAGAAUAUCCAGUUCGACGUUUACUACAAGCUUUACCAACAGGGACGCUUAUGUCAGCUGGGCAGCGAAUUCUGUGAAUUGGAAGUUUUUGCUAAAGUUUUGAGAGCUUUGGAUAAAAGGCAUUUGCUCCACCACUGUUUUCAGGCUCUGAUGGACCAUGGUGUUAAGGUUGCUUCCGUCCUGGCCUACUCCUUCAGUAGACGGUGCUCUUACAUAGCAGAGUCUGAUGCUGCAGUAAAGGAGAAGGCCAUCCAGGUUGGCUUUGUCUUAGGCGGCUUUCUUUCCGAUGCAGGCUGGUACAGUGAUGCUGAAAAGGUUUUUUUGUCCUGCCUUCAGUUGUGUACGCUACAUGAUGAGAUGCUCCACUGGUUUCGAGCAGUGGAGUGUUGUGUGAGGUUGCUUCAUGUGCGAAAUGGAAAUUGUAAAUAUCAUCUAGGUGAAGAAACAUUUAAAUUAGCUCAGACGUACAUGGAUAAGCUGUCUAAACACGGUCAGCAAGCAAAUAGAGCGGCUCUCUAUGGAGAACUAUGUGCGCUCCUGUUUGCAAAAAGCCACUAUGAUGAGGCAUACAAGUGGUGCGUUGAGGCAAUGAAGGAAAUUACAGCAGGCUUACCAGUCAAAGUUGUGGUGGAUGUUUUAAGACAAGCUUCUAAGGCUUGUGUAGUCAAACGUGAAUUUAAGAAGGCAGAACAGUUAAUUAAACAUGCAGUGUAUUUGGCAAGAGAUCAUUUUGGAUCCAAACACCCAAAAUACUCGGACACGCUGCUAGAUUAUGGCUUCUACUUACUCAAUGUGGAUAAUAUCUGCCAGUCUGUUGCAAUUUACCAGGCAGCCCUCGACAUUCGACAGUCAGUGUUUGGUGGGAAAAAUAUUCAUGUAGCGACAGCUCACGAAGACCUGGCUUACUCCUCAUACGUUCACCAGUACAGCUCUGGAAAAUUUGACAAUGCGCUAUUUCAUGCAGAAAGAGCCAUUGGUAUCAUUACCCACAUCCUACCUGAAGAUCAUCUUCUUUUGGCUUCUUCAAAGAGGGUGAAAGCACUGAUUUUAGAGGAGAUUGCAAUUGACUGUCACAACAAGGAGACGGAGCAGAGGCUGCUUCAGGAAGCACAUGACCUGCACUUGUCCUCACUGCAGCUCGCUAAGAAAGCGUUUGGAGAGUUUAAUGUACAGACUGCAAAGCACUAUGGUAACCUUGGAAGACUUUAUCAGUCAAUGAGAAAAUUUAAGGAAGCUGAAGAAAUGCAUAUAAAAGCAAUUCAGAUUAAGGAGCAACUCCUUGGUCAAGAAGAUUACGAAGUGGCCCUUUCAGUGGGACACCUGGCAUCUCUGUAUAAUUAUGACAUGAAUCAGUAUGAAAAUGCUGAGAAACUGUACCUGCGGUCAAUAGCUAUUGGGAAGAAACUGUUUGGUGAAGGCUACAGUGGACUAGAAUAUGAUUACCGAGGCCUCAUUAAACUUUACAACUCCAUUGGGAAUUAUGAGAAAGUGUUUGAGUAUCACAACGUUCUGUCUAACUGGAACCGGUUGCGAGAUCGACAGUAUUCAGUGACCGAUGCCCUUGAAGACGUCAACAGCAGCCCCCAGUCCACUGAAGAAGUGGUGCAGUCCUUCCUGAUGUCUCAGAAUGUUGAGGGACCAAGCUGCUGAGGAACAGCCUCAGCUAACAAUUACCUUUUCCCAGAUUCCAGGGAAUUCAUACUGUGAAAUCAAAACCAUGUUGUUUUUAGGGCUGGCAUUUGCAUUGAAACACUGGUCCAGUCCAUCGAAGACCCUAUUUCGGGUAGUCCUGUAUUGCAGUUCCUAUAGAAUAAGCAUAUAUUGAGUUAUAUCAGCAUGUGCCGCGUGUGUAAGUAGUCCCACAUUCUCACCCUAGUAGAACAACAGGAAACCUUUUUUUUUUCUUUUUAAAAAAUAAUUCGUUUUUCAGAAAGUCUGAAAGAAAAAAAAAAGAACCCCUAAAUAAAACUAUUUAAGAGUUUAAAAGAGUUGCAUUCUUAUUAUGUAAGGAUGAUUUCAAAAACUUUUUAACAUAUAAUUAAUUCUUCCAUGUGGAGGUAUUCAAUACUGUAUUGUAAGGAAAUUUUAUGGAAAACUUUAUAUGCAGUAUAGAAAAGUAACACAGGUACUAAUAAGGUGGGGAGGAGCACCCUGAUGUAGUUUUGGCCAUCUUUCCCAGAUCAGGGCAUACAGCCAUUCCAGAACUCUGUCUCAGUGACAGACUGUCAGAUUCAUCUAACUGGACCAGUGUUGAUCUGUCAGUCACAGAACACUGGGUAGACCAGCAGUUCUAACUCUGUUUUUGGUACCAUGGUAAGAUGCUCCAAAGUGUUUGCUAACAGGACCAGAAGGAUCUAAAAGGACCAGGCAACUGUGGAAGGUGUUACUUGGACCAGAGGCUUUCCAUUGUUCUUUAGUGACUGCACUUGCCUUUUCCAGUAGAAUGAUUUCAUUUAGGUAGAAUGCAGAGUACUAAUGCAAGAGUUUUAUAUUUGCAUCAUAGAUACCAAACGAUGGGAUGUGGGUAACGUCAGUAGCAAAUCUUUAGUCAUGGUGCAUAGAUGGCAAUGCCUGCCAUAAGCACAUCUGUAACCAUCUCUGUAGCCACCUCAUUUUAAUCUCUGCCCUGAUACUCCAUGUAGUUAACAAAUAUACUGGCUAAGAGUCAUGAAAUAAGUCAUGUUCAGAAGAGAAUUUUAGGUUUACUGUAUGGUUUGUGGGGAUUAAAAAGAUGAAUGCACACAAAAGAAAGUCUUAGAAAAUUCAUCAUUGAAAAUAAUAGUCAUUUUAACCGAAAUACGUGACUCCAAUUGAAAGAUCCUCCAGUUACAAUGUCUGUUUCAUUGAUUGGGGCUUUGAUUUUUCUAAGUUUUUAAAGCUAGCCAGACUUUUUAAUGUGGAGCUAAUACUCAGUUCCUAAGUUAUUAUAACAUGUAACAAAAAGAAACAAAAAGAUCUUUUGCUGUUACCUCAAUUCUUAGCACAGUGGCCCAUCUGGUCUGGUACCUCUGUAGUUAAGAAUCUGGGUUUCUCCCCUAUUUUCAGGGGCUUCUGACUUGGCUGUUAGAUACACUACUCCUGCUGAUGCUCGGAGUAUUAAGUGUGUGGGUGUGUGUCAGAUUUUGUUCUUUUAGCAUGCUUGUUGGGUGAGGGGAAAACAGUUAUCAUGGAGAGUACAGAAACAUUACUUAAGAAUUUAGCUUAAACAUUUUUUUUAACUUCCCAAUUUUAACUUUGUUUGAAAUUGCGAUUUUCAGUCUUAGUGAUAAGCCAGUGUGGUUAGGUCUUUAGAAGGAACCUUAGUGAGGAUGCCCCCAGCAAGUGAGGCAAGCUCUCAUCCUGACUCAGCAGCUUUGGGUUCAGAGACUUGAAUUUAUUCCUCAAACUGAAUUUCCUUUAAAAUUCUUCAAAGAAUUCAGUUUGGCGCACUUGUAGUUUAUACAGCUGGCUCCCCUCUCUUAAUUACAGUCCCGUGAGAGUCACCUUCAUUACCAGGUAGUCUGUGUGACCCAGGAGUAGCAUUUCUCAGUUACUCGGCGGGAGCCUCCCUCACAAGCCUAUAUACUUAAUACCUCCAAAGACAGUUUGAGGAUAGGCUUUUUGUAUACUUUUAUUGGAUAUCUAGAGUCCUGUGGUAUGUUUGUGGUCUAGGAAUGUCAUGGUAAAUUGUUUUUCAAUAAAUGUUUUAAAACUUAAGUUUCCACAUGAAUUAUUUUUAUUUAAUCUUCAUUUUUGGUGUUGUGCACAUACAGUGUUUUGUAGUCCGAUAACUCGUCUUCCUUAGCUCAGUUCACACUUAACUCAUCCUCAGUGAUAAAGUAACCUGAUCUUAGAAGCCUGUGAUUACAGGGUGAUGAUGUCAGCUGACAACCAGCCCCAGCCCCGCCUCCAGCACGUCCUUGUCAGCCACUCCGUCUGACCACUCCUUUAAUACAGUUUUCUGUAAGUUAGUAAAGGUUAACCUAAUGCCCACACUCUAACACUCUGUCUUAGUGAUAUGACUUGAUAUGUUCUGAUUCUAGUGAAAAUAUUCCCCUAAUCAUUUCAAGGCUGGGAUUCAUCCCUCAGCAAGGUUGAUGUAGUGAGACGAACACUGCCGUGAUUUUAUUUUAUAAAUGUAUUAAAGCAGGGUGUGGUACAUAUGUCAGUGUUCAGGAGGCUGAGUGAGGUAAGGUGUUGAGUUCCAGGCAGCCUGGGCUACAAAGGGAGAUCUGUCUCCAAACUCAAAGAAAAAACUGAAUAAAACUUACCUCAGAAUAAACAGUAGCUUGCAUGUAAUUUUACAUAAGGGCCUAUGAUCUCAUCCUCCCCUGAAUUCCCUAUUCCUACAGUCUGGUGCUAUUCCAUUUGGGGGCAUGAGGAGCUUGUGCAUGUGACCCAGGUGAGUCACGAUUCCAUUUAAUAGCGCCAACUGAGUUUUUAGUGCACAAUACUUAUGGGUCCUCAAACUAGACUUUACCCUGAGGAUUUAGACCUUUCUCCAUCACUGUACAUUGUUUUUAUAAACAGCUCACCUGCACCUGCCCAGGUACUGCUGCUUGUGAGAAUCAAUGGUUUGAAUGGAGCCCUUUGUCAUAGACCAUGAGAAUGGCUCAUCAGGACAGGAAGCUGCACGUCCUGGCACAAGGUUCAAUCCCAACUCCAUGGGAGGCUGAGACAGGAGGAUCGCUUGAGAUUCCCCCAGGACAGCUAAGUAAGAAGACCCUGUCUCAAGAAAUGCAGUAGUGUGGCAGCUGCCAGCUUGGAAGUCUUGAGAGACCAUUGAACUUGUCCUUAUAGACUAAACAUGAUGCAAGCCUUUGGCCAAAACUGCAAAUUCAAAGAAUGUUUGCUAAGUAACGGGUGAUGUUAGCUGCCACCUUUUUUCUUUUUUUAGAGUUUUUAGCCUUGCUGCUUCCAAUCUUCUUUUUCUGGAUGGCAAAGUUACUACUGGAAAAAAAAAUAUUUAUAAUUACUGAAUUUUAAGAGUUUUAUUUUGUUUUAGAAAUUAACACUUUUCACCUCUUGGCUUUAGAGGACUUAAGAUUAGCUGGAAAAAAGAUUUAAGUAGAACGUUUGGAUUAGUGUACAGAACUUAACACUAGUAUUUCUUUUGUCCCCAAAUCUCAGGAAUGUUUUAGGCAGAAAACUGGCUUUUCCCUUGACGGUGAUUUGAAGGAGAGUGCUUUAGGAUGGAUUAAAUAACAUGAUUAUUGAUUAAAAAUAACAUGAUUAUUGAUUAAAUAACAUGAUUAUUGAUUGCAGUUCUAGGUAUCUGUAGCAUGAGUGGCCUUAAUGAGUUUGUUGAAGUGCACAUGUUUUUCAAAAGUAAAAUUUAAGAUUAAAUAUAUAUGCUAUAUAUAGAUAUCUAGGAAACUUGGUUGUGGUGCACAAAGUGUUGAAUCACUGAAUUGCAGGUACCAUUUGUAUAACAUCACUUGUUUCUGUAUAUUCCUUUUAUGGGAAAAUAUGUUGCCAUGGUGACUAAAACUUUUCAAUUUAGUUUUACUUUUAUGUGAAUGAAUGCUACCUUUUAUUAAAUAUUACCAGGUCAGUACUAUUUUUAUACCUUAUUAAGUAACAGGGGUUUUAGUUUAAUAGACUGAAAAUAAAAAGAAAAACCCUUAAUGGAAUAAUUACAAAUGAAUCACUAACAUUCUUUACAGGAAAAUCCCCACGACUAGUGCCGCAGUAAUUUCUAUAGUAAUAUCUCUGGUCAUUAUUCAAUUCUGAAGACAGCUCAUUGAGUCAGAACAGCCUUUCAUACCAUUUUCACUUGUAGUGCUCACCAUUAUUUGUAACUAUUAAACCACACUAAGUAUGUUUGUAACCAGCAUUGUGAUAUAUAUCAUGUACUUGUAUUGCUAAAUGAAUUAUUGACCUAAUAAAUAGUGUUCCUGCA